This is a messenger RNA of Dichotomopilus funicola, 993 nucleotides long. RefSeq lists its product as uncharacterized. Gene Ontology annotation, biological process: nucleotide metabolic process. The record is from RefSeq and is a predicted model, not a curated record. NCBI's taxonomy places the organism in Eukaryota, Fungi, Ascomycota, Sordariomycetes, Sordariales, Chaetomiaceae. The coding region runs from base 1 to 993 and encodes 330 amino acids. Gene Ontology annotation, molecular function: ATP:ADP adenylyltransferase activity; ATP binding. The transcript is spliced from 3 exons.
AUGGACCGUGGUGUCGUGCACGCCUACUUUGACGAGUUCGUCGCGACCGGCGUAGUCCUUUUCGACGAUCAACAAGAGCAAAUUGAGCAUGUCGAAGAUGGUCUCAAGUUCCAAUUCCUCCUCACCCCCUCUACCAUCAAGAAACCCCUCUUCCAACAACCCCCCUCCAACCCCGACCCCAGUAGUGGCCGACUCGAAGGAAGCGACAUCGACACCCUCGGCUUCGAAAUCCCCCUUUUCUCAUCGGAAAAACCCCUUUUCUCAUCAUCCACGUCCACCUACCAACCUGCGGGUACACGAACUCACUUCAUAGUCGCCAAUAAAUUCGCCCUUGCCCGCCCUCACUUCCUGGUCCUGACCUCCUCCGGCUUCAGACGCCAACAUGAGCCGCUCGACAGGGAUGACUUUGAGUUUGCGUGGUUUAUGCUGCAUUCUCUACCGAGGAGGGAGAAGACGUUGGAGGGAGGGUCGAAAGACUAUCUGGCGUUUUUCAACUGUGGUCGGGAUUCCGGCUGUAGUCGGGUGCAUAAGCAUAUGCAGGUGUUGCCGAUGAGAUGGUCAGGGUCGGGGACGGAUUCGGGGUCGAAGGGUGAUGCGGGCCAACAGGAACCGGAGAUCCCGUUUUCGUGGUUCUACCAACGCUUUGAGAAGGAAGAUAUGACCGCUCCCGAGGUCGAGGGAGUGUAUGCCAAUUUACUCGCGCAGGCUGAGACUGUCGGGCAGACAAAGGGUGACAUUCCUGACAACACCGAACCGGGCGCGGCGUGCCCGCAUAACGUGAUUUUUACGAGGCGGUGGAUGGUGGUUAUUCCGAGGCGGCUGGCGAGGGUGAGCACAGAGGUCGGAACGAAUGCGUUGGGAAUGUUGGGGGUAAUCCCGGUUGGGACAAGUGAGGAAAUCGAGAGUUGGGUGCGGCUGGGGGUGAAGAAGGCGUUGGCUGAGAUGGGUGUGCCUAGGUCGGAGGAGGGUCCUACGACCAAGUCGGUGGUUUGA